Molecule: messenger RNA, 2044 nt
Organism: Pimephales promelas (fathead minnow)
Lineage: Eukaryota; Metazoa; Chordata; Actinopteri; Cypriniformes; Leuciscidae
Gene: macrod1
Product: mono-ADP ribosylhydrolase 1
Biological process (GO): DNA damage response; purine nucleoside metabolic process; peptidyl-glutamate ADP-deribosylation
Cellular component (GO): nucleoplasm
Molecular function (GO): ADP-ribosylglutamate-[protein] hydrolase activity
Source: RefSeq, a predicted model, not a curated record
CCUACAUAUUGGUACAGUCCCAUUUGCUUGAAUUGUCUCUACAGUUGACUUUCAAUUUCACUUUUUAAUUUAUAAACUCUUUCUUACAACCGUCUUCAAAUCGAAAGAAGGAUAAAAUCGAGGCGCAGGCGGGAGUCAUUCGGGCUUUAAACGUUUAAUUUGCCAGCUGUCAACUGUCAACUCAGACCAGACCAUGGUGUUUCAGAUGUCAAGACUUGCAGCUCGAGUUCCACUCUCUAAGAGUGUUGGGUUCAUACCCGGCACUGAAAACAGAUGGCCGAGUCAUCUCAAUUUAUUCAGCAGACUUGCACAUCGCUUCUUUCAUGCACUAGGCAGCGAAGGCAGAGGGUCUGCAAGUAUCAAAGUGCUGCCCUCCCAGGGGGUCUUACGUAAUGCAGGCAGGUGGGAGAAGGUUUCCACAGCCUCAAAGUCUAUCCACUGGCAAAGUGGAGGGGCCGUUAAGCCACUUCGCUCCCGCAUGGUUGUCCUAGGCGCCGUGGGGGUCUCGGCUGCGUUGCUGGCGUCUCUGCGCACGAGCACGCUACACGCUAUGAGCGCGCGGCCCGGCCUGAACCUGGACUCGGAGAACAGUGACUGGAAAGAGGCAAAGAAUAAGCUUUGCUCCAUGGAUAAGGAGAAGAGGAGGGAAAUGUACAGGGUUGACUUCAUUCCUCUGGAGAAGAUUCCUGUCUGGAGUCCAUCAGGUGACUCCUCUUGUAAGCCUCAGUACCAAGUCAAUGAAGAGUUGAAUAAGAAAAUAUCCCUCUUCAGUGGUGACAUCACUAAACUGGAGAUCGACUCUAUUGCCAAUGCAGCUAACAAGACACUUCUGGGUGGAGGAGGAGUGGAUGGUGCCAUUCAUCGUGGGGCUGGUCCUCUGUUGAAGAAGGAAUGUGCCACUCUGAACGGCUGCGAAACGGGGGAGGCCAAGAUCACCGGGGCCUAUGGUCUGCCUGCAAAAUAUGUUAUUCACACCGUGGGGCCGAUAGUGCACGAUUCAGUUGGGGAGAGAGAGGAACAAGCGCUGAGAAACUGUUAUUAUAACUGUCUGCACACAGCAACUAAGAACCACCUGCGGACUGUGGCUUUCCCCUGCAUCUCUACUGGAGUAUACGGAUACCCGCCUGAACAAGCAGUCGAAGUUGCCCUGAGAACAGUGAGAGAAUACCUGGAGCAAAACCACGAGAAGCUGGACCGGGUCAUCUUCUGUGUGUUUCUGAAGUCUGACAAAGAGCUCUACGAAACAAUGUUGUCUGCAUAUUUCCCACGAGGUUCACCGCCAAAGAGCAAAUUAUGAGAAGAUGUCAUAGUUGCUGUGGAAACGCCACAACACCGGCUUCAGUGUCUCGCUUUUACCUGAUGCAGCUCCUACAGCCAACAACAUCUGUCUGACACCACCUGAUUUAUUCAUAUCACUUAACCAGUGCUACUUGGAUUUCUGUGAUUGGUAUCUGCUUUAAGUUGAGGGUCAUAUUGCCAUUGGAUUUCGGUUAAUAUUAAUAACAAUGUAUGCUUAUAAGUGGUAGUUCACACAAAUUUAAAUUCUGUCGUUUGCUUACCCUCAUGUAUCCAUUUCUUCCUUGUUUUUGUUUUUUUGUCCAUACAGUAGAAGUCAGUGGGGUCCAAUGCUGUUUGAACCCCAGUGUUCUUCCAAAUAUCUUUAUUUGCGUUCAGCACAAGAACAACAAAUGUAUGUGUGUUUGGAACGACAUGAGAAUGAGCAAAUGAUUACUGAAUUAGGUGGGGGGAAAAAAGAAUUUCAGAAUGUCUCAAAUAUGGCAUAUUCUCAUUAUUAAUCCUCCCAGGAACAAUUUCCUGUAAUUUGCACUGCAUUAACGUUUAAAUUAUAGAAGAUAUCCUACGUGAAUAUUGUUCAUAGAGUUAAAUAAAAAGUGAAUUAAGGCAAUAAAAGAAACCAAAAGAGUAUGUCAAUGGUUGUAACACUUAACCUGUAAUGAAAGUGCACUAUUUGUUCUUCUUCAAUGUACUUUCUGUGUUCCUCUAUGAUAAAAGACCCUCAUUAAAGUCAACUCCUCUCUCUGAA